UGAGCUGGAGGCAUUUGUUGAAGACCUGAAGAGGGACUCCGCUGCUUCCAGCAAGACAGUUACACUGAAAGAUGUUGAAGAUGGAGCCUUUCUUUUGCGUCAAGUGGGAGAAGCUGUUGCCACCCUGAAAGGAGAGUUCCCAACUUUGCAGAACAAGAUGCGGGCGAUCCUGCGGAUUGAGGUGGAGGCUGUGAGGUUCCUGAAGGAGGAGCCACACAAGCUGGACAGCUUGCUGAAACGUGUGCGCAGCAUGACCGACGUCCUCACCCUGCUCAGGAGACAUGUUACAGACGGACUGCUGAGGGGUGUGGAUCCAUCCCAAGCCGUGCAAUUCUCUGCUACAGAAAAGGCCACUGCAGCUGACACGCUGAAAAGCCAGGAGGAGCUCAAGCAUGCCCAGGGACAUGCACAGCAAAACCUCACAGCAGUCGCAUCAGAGUCCCAGGUGUCGUCAGUCAAGUCAGAAGUCGUCCCCUUCUCAACAAUGACAGUCCAUCAUGUGCAGAGCUCGCCUGUUGUCAUCCAUCAGUCUCAGCACUCCUCAGCCCUGGUCAACCAUGCCCAGGGCUCACCCACAGCAGCCAGCCACAGCGAAGGGGUGCCCGUGGGUGGCCACCUCUCAGCUACCCCAGUAGCCCCCCUGCAAGAGCCCGCAACAGGAUCCCAGCUCACACAGGCCACGCCAGCACCACAGGUCUCUGUCAAUGGCACCACCAUGCAAAGUCUUUUCAUUGAGGAAAUUCACAGUGCAAGUACCAGAAACCGAGCUGUAUCAAUUGAGAAAGCUGAAAAGAAAUGGGAAGAGAAAAGACAAAACCUUGAUCACUAUAAUGGAAAGGAAUUUGAAAAGCUCUUGGAAGAGGCCCAGGCCAAUAUAAUGAAGUCAAUUCCUAACCUGGAGAUGCCUCCUCAGCCAGCAGCCCUGCCUAAAGGGGAUGCAGUGGACAAGCUAGAAGUCUCAGAAGAAGUUCCUGAUGGAGAACAGGAUAAUGACAAGCUGACCAAGUCUCCACCUCCUCCACCUCCACGGCGCAGUUACCUGCCAGGAUCAGGACUAACUACAACAAGAUCAGGAGAUGUCAUCUAUGCAGCCAGAAAAGAGGUUGCUGCUGUCAAGGAAUGCAGUGAAGAUGCUGGGCAAAUAGCACAACCCAAAGCCCCUAAAGAGGAUCAGGCAUUGUCUCAGAUCACAGGGCAUGCUGUAGCAUCAGCUGCAAAAGAUGAAGAGGAAGAGGAAGGGGAUAAAAUAAUGGCAGAAUUACAGGCUUUCCAGAAGUGCUCUUUUAUGGAUGUAAACUCAAACAGUCAUGCUGAACAGUCCAGAAAUGAUACACAUGUUAAAGACAUAAGGCCUGGGACUUUAAUGCAUCACAAGGAAAAGAAGGUGUAUGGGGCUACAACAGGAUCUCCCACAGAUAGUGACCAUCCUAAAGAGAAGAGGGAAGGGAAAAAUGAAGAAGAAUUGGGUUCUGAUGCAUCCAGCACAGCUGACAGUAAAAUUGUCUUUUCAAUGAAUGACAGUCCUACAUUUAGCAAGGGUUUGUUUGUAGACAGUAGAGACUAUUCUAAGAAAAACCUUCCGAAUGUGAGCACAAACCUGUCUGGUGUCAGUUUGCCAGAGGAUGACAAACAAAGAGGGGCUGAAGAUAUUUUAGGAUCCCGUUUUCCAGCUGUUGAAACUGGGAAACAAAAGCCAGACUACAGACUCUCACGAGAUGCUCACCAGGGCCUACUGCAGGGUGAAGCCUUGCAGAGCACGGUCAAGCAUAUCCCCAUCAGCAGCGUUGCCCCUCUGAUGAGGCACACGCAGGAGUCUGUGGGGCCUCAACCUUCCUUGCAGGAGCAAGAAGCUUCUGCAGUCAACUACAAUCAGGUCCUGUUGAGAUCCAAAGUGUCCAGAAGUAACAGCGUGAACAGCACUGAAGAGAUGGACUCUCCGUCUGUCUCUCCAAGUGAAGACAACCCACCCACAGAAAACAUCGCCUUCAUGAUUACUAAAACAGCUGUCCAGGUCCUCUCGAGCGGGGAGGUUCACGAUAUAGUCAGCAGGAAAGGUGGGGAUGUGCAAACAGUGAACAUCGAUGCAAGGAAGGACGUGGUGUCGGAGAAGGGUGUCCCAGAAAACACAGACAGUGAAGAGCCAGUGGUGUGUCUGGACAAAAAACCCGUCAUCAUCAUUUUUGAUGAACCGAUGGAUAUUAGGUCAGCGUAUAAGCGGCUUUCUACAAUUUUUGAGGAAUGUGAUGAGGAGCUGGAGAAAAUGAUGACAGAUGAAAAGAUAGAAGAGGAAGAGGAGGAGGAAGCAAAUGAAACACAUGAAAUCUCCGAGAGGCAGAAGGAAGAGCCACCAGUAGCAGAAGACAGAAAAGCAAUCACGGAGUAUGCAGCAGCUCGCAGUCUUAAUGAGCAGCACAUACUUAACCUCCAGUCUUCCUCCGACUCUGCAGAAACCAGAUCUCCUGCAGAGGAGGAAAACACAAAGACAAAUUUUAACAAAUACCGCCAGAUCUAUGGGCUAGACACAGAAGCAAACUCGGACUCUGCUGAUCAGUGUGGGAGCAGGCAGGAUUCUAAGAAAAAAUUUAAGUUCAAAUUCCCUAAAAAGCAGCUGGCUGCUCUGACGCAGGCGAUACGGACAGGAACCAAGACUGGGAAGAAGACCUUGCAGGUUGUGGUCUAUGAAGAAGAGGAGGAAGAUGGGACCCUGAAGCAGCACAAGGAAGCAAAGAGAUUUGAAAUCACCAGGUCUCAGCCCGAGGACAGUGACAAAAGUCCUUCUGCGAAGCACGAGGGACCCCCGGGAUCUGCAGCGUCCCUGUCUAGGACUGAUGAGAUUCGACAGAGUACAUACCGAACGCUAGACAGCCUUGAGCAGACUAUAAAGCAGCUGGAAAACACCAUCAGUGAAAUGAGUCCAAAAUCUAUCCCUGAAAAAACUUACAGCUCUGAGGGAAGCACUGUCCCCUUCUCUACCCAGAUAGUACCAGAGACCCCAUCCCAAGAGCUUGUAGUGCUGGAUGAGAGCCUUGCUGGCGUAGAGCCCCCUCCGUCAAUCCCAACCACUUCACGUAAGGGCUCCAGUGCUGCCUCCCAGACAAGCCGGAUGCCAGUCCCCAUGGCUUCAAAGUCUAGACAAGGGAGCAUGGAGAAAGCAGGCAAACAGCACAAGCUGCAGGACCCACGCCAAUACAGACAGGCUAAUGGAAGUGCUAAGAAAGCUGGUGGGGACUAUAAGGCUACUUCCCCUACCCUACCUGCUUCUAAGAUCCCAGCCUUUUCUCCCACUUCUGGGAAAAGCGGCUCAGCACCCGCUUCUAGCGGUGACAGCUCUAACCCUCUUAAUCCACCUACUAAAUCCUCCAUUCCUUCCUCUAACCUUCUCGGUCCUCAGACAGGUCGCAUAACUUACUCUACCUCCCUCAUCCCCUCUGUCUCUAACGGCUCCUCCAAGUUUCAGAGCCCCAUUUACCCAGGGAAAGGCCACCACCUCUCGUUCUCGCCUCAGACCCAAAACGGCCGGUCACCCCCUCCUUCCUCCUCUACCUCCCCCCCCUCCUCUACUUCUCCCACCUCACUGAGCCAAGGUGUGAAGAGCAUCAGGACAAUCCACACACCUAGCUUCACCAGCUACAAGGCACAGAACGGAAAUGCCGGCAAGUCCACGCCCUCGGCGGCCAAGGAGCCCUCCUAA
This is a messenger RNA of Merops nubicus (carmine bee-eater), 3691 nucleotides long. Its product is annotated as KIAA1217 ortholog. The transcript is spliced from 10 exons. Gene Ontology annotation, cellular component: cytoplasm. Lineage: Eukaryota; Metazoa; Chordata; Aves; Coraciiformes; Meropidae. The annotation marks the transcript as partial. The record is from RefSeq and is a predicted model, not a curated record.